GCUUAGCCAACGAAGUCGCAGAGCGGAGAAAUAUCGCAGAGAAUCAGAGUUCAAGUGGGAGGGAGAGAUAUAUAGAAUAUCCCCUCUCUGUCGCACUCAAUUCGAGCUGGGCUUUUAACCAAACUCCAACACGAAUUUGAAUUUAAAAUUGGACACAUACGAAAAGCGAUGUCAUAAUGGAGCCAAUGACCAUGCUGGUGUUGGCCUUCCAGCUGCUGGCGCUCUUCUCAAUCGCCGGUGCGCUGCUUAUCUACUUGAUCUGCAAGGUGCGGGAGGAUAGCGCCUCAGCCAGUGCGGAUUCCCAACCCAGUCGGGUUGUCCUGGUCACCAGUGCGGAUACCGCUUUGGGCCUCCAACUGUGCACCCAUUUGGCCAACAAGGGAUGCCGGGUUUUCGCUGGAAUGAAGGAGGCUCACGAUUCGCUACCCGCCAAACUCCUCUGCGGCUGGAUGAAGAUCAGGGAGUACAGUGAGGAACCCAUUGCGGGCACUAUUAUCCCAAUGAGACUGGAUGUCACCCGCGAGGAUGUGCUACGUGAAGCCACCGUUGCCAUGGGCGCGCACUUGAAUGCCGACGAGAGGGGUAUUGCGGCCGUUAUAAACACCAGUGGCAGCGUCUUCCGGGGCAAGGUUGAGUCCCAGGAUGUCCAACAGUGGGAACACAUGCUUAAGACCAAUAUCCUGGGCACACUGCGUGUGGCCAAGGCCUUUGUGGGCUUCCUGCGUCCAACACGUGGAAGGCUUCUAUAUUUGGGAGGCGGAGGAGGAAGUGGAGCUGCUCGAACAGGUGGCGAUGGCCUGGUGGCUUUUAAUGCCUCCCGCGUGGCAGUGGAUAAGUGCGCCGAAGAGCUGCGCAAGGAGUUGCAGCCCUACGGCGUCAGCGUGGUGGCUUUGGACACUUGCGGCAUGACCGCGGAGUCAUUGUACAAGGCCCCAGUGGCGCAGACCAUGUCGUCCACUGCUGGAGCUCCCACACAGUAUACGGCGGACGUGCUCAGUCCGGGAUCCCUGCAGGUGAUCGAGCGGGCGUUGUGGGACUUUGCCCCGCAACAACGCUAUCCGCUCCUGAGCCACAACAAGUACCAAUUCACGUUGCCAUGCCGCUCCUCGCUGCGUCUCCAAAGACCCGUAGCUUCACCCGUCGGCGAAACAGCCACUCAGUCGGUUUGAAAUCCACCACCUUCCACUUCCUGUAUAUAUGCUCCUGAUCCUGAUCCUGAUCUUGAUUCCGAUCCCCGUCUCUUGAACUUAUCCCGCUCCAGAUACUGUUCUCUGUUUUAUUCUAUCUGCAAAUUAUUUUUGUUUGAUGAUAUUUCUUCCUUUAGGAAGGCCUUUAUAAUAAUAUUUUAUACUCGUUUUUGUACACACUGCUAAGGUGUAAUUAAUGGACAUUGUACGUAAUGUUGCGAUAUAUGAAAAAAUAAAUCUUUGUGCUAAUCUA
Messenger RNA from Drosophila eugracilis, 1440 nucleotides. RefSeq lists its product as uncharacterized. NCBI's taxonomy places the organism in Eukaryota, Metazoa, Arthropoda, Insecta, Diptera, Drosophilidae. The transcript has 4 exons. Bases 177 to 1169 code for a protein of 330 amino acids. The record is from RefSeq and is a predicted model, not a curated record.